Capronia epimyces CBS 606.96 is the source of this 1014-nucleotide messenger RNA. RefSeq lists its product as uncharacterized. Lineage: Eukaryota; Fungi; Ascomycota; Eurotiomycetes; Chaetothyriales; Herpotrichiellaceae. The coding region runs from base 1 to 1014 and encodes 337 amino acids. The transcript has 2 exons. The record is from RefSeq and is a predicted model, not a curated record.
AUGGUCUCCCGCCUUCGCAUGUUUUGGGGCCAAUCCUUCCGCCUUCCUCCCCCGCCAUUGACUGAGAAAAACCUUCCCGAUCAGACCGGCAAGGUCUUCAUCAUCACCGGUGCCAACAGCGGCGUCGGCUACGAACUCAGCCGGAUCCUCUACGUGCAUAAUGCCACGGUGUAUGUGGCGGCUCGAUCCGAGUCCAAAGGAAAAGACGCCAUCGCGGCGAUCGCGAAGCUCCAUCCCGAAUCCAAAGGCAGACUGGAAUUCUUGUUUCUCGACUUGUCCGACCUGAACACCAUCAAAUCAAGCGUCGACGACUUUUUGCGUCGAGAAGACAAACUCCACUGGCUGAACAACAAUGCCGGUGUCAUGGUCCCUCCGUCAGGCUCUCGGGGCGCCCAAGGUAUUGAUUUGUCUUACCAGACCAAUAUCCUCGGUCCCUUCCUGUUUACAAAGCUGUUACUGCCCGUGUUGAGACGGACUGCCAAGCUGGAAGCCGACACCCCUGGCGCAGAUGCCGGUUCUGUCCGUGUCAGCUGGGCAAGUAGCCUGUCAAUGUACCUGGAAAGCCCGGCUGGAGGGGUCAAGUGGAAGACCCAAGCCCAAGGAGACGUGACCCUGGAUGACUCGAUCGGGUCGAGACCAGUCUAUGGCACUUCCAAGGCUGCCAAUUUCCUGCUGGCCAACGAGUUUGCGAAGCGCUUCGGGAGCAGAGAUGGAGUCUUGCAUAAUGCCUACAACCCUGGCAACCUCGCCACCAAUCUCGGCCGCCACCUGGAUCCCAUUUCCGCCUGGGUGAUCGGAUUUCUUGUUUACCCCCCGAUUUUGGGCGCCUACACCGAGCUCUAUGCUGGCUUGUCGCCCGACUUGACCAUUGCCAACGAUCAAGGCGUCUGCAUCGUGCCUUGGGGUCGUCGCUUGGCAACCAGACCAGACAUUCAAGCUGAGCUGGGCAAGGAAGGCGGAAAUGCCGAAAAGCUGUUUGAUUGGUGUGACCGGGUUACGAGCGAGUUUGCUUAG